GAGGGGGCGUUGGCGUUUGGAAGAGUUAGUGGUAGUGAUGCGGUACUACUACUACGAUACACGCGACUCGUCGCGGGGCCCAGUGGUGGGCACGUAUAGUACCAUUUAGCCUGUUGCUCUUUGCAUUGGCCGCCGCGACGUUGGUUUCAGUGUGACGACUACCGACUGUGACAAUGGACACGCCGAAGCCGUAGCAGUGGUAGUCUAUUCCCGGCAGUUUGUGUAUGUGUGCGUAUUCGUCCAUAAGCCGUCUUGCAUCUCGCAUUCGCUCACGUGCCGCCGUUGUUGCGUUUGUCUUCCGACCAUCUGUGAGUAUUGUUUCCUGUUCGGAACACGUCUUACAUCCUCUGAGGGUGGUGUGAAGGCCACCCUUUGACAUGCACCAUUAUCGGUCCAGAGAAGAAGAAACGUCGUCGUGCGGUAGCAACGGUGGCAGUGAUCCGUAUUUCUAUUUGCAUUUGUCGGCCGGUGCCGCAUCGUACGGCAACCCGAUAAAGCUCGAAGUUGACGUUAAACCGGAUACUCGAACGACGCCCAUAGUUACUCUAAACGGUAGUGCCGGUAGUUCUACGGACGUGCACCACAUGGAUGGUGGCAGUAUUGGUCUUUUAGCGUUGACCCAACUCGACGGUUAUGGGUACAAACCUUAUGAAAACACUGACGGUGUCAUCGCUUCCACAGACGUGGUCGUUGGUCGUCAAGUCUCUUCUUAUUCAUCCUCUGACGAUACCAAAUCGCACCUUCAUCAUCACCAGCAGUAUGGUAGUGAAGAAUUCACUUCCGAUCCAGCUCGAUUUGCUGCUCAAAAGCCUGGUUCUUCUAUAUAUGCUGCUGACUCCUAUUACCUAGAUGGUACUGGAAAUAAUAGCGAUGUUUGGACCACCAGUGCUACUGCUCAACUUCAAUCCCCCACAACAUACACCACAUAUUCAAAUCCUACUAAUUCUUUACUAAGUACAUCACCUAACAUAACAGCAAACAAUUUUCCUACAACAAAUGCCAUACUAACUCCAGAAAAUUUGGGAUACAAUACAAUUGGCCCAAAUACUAAUUUACCUCCUAGUGGAGUGUCACCUGCAACUGAUGGACUAGGGACUUCCCCUUUACCACCUAUGUCAAGUCUACGUGGAGCACCUCCUUCUGCUCCUAGCCCAAUCGCAGUUACCCCUAGUUCAAUGAUGUACCCAGGGCAUAACAGUCCUACUAUUCAAACUUCUGGUGAUACACUUGGAAAAGCAUUAGCUUCAAUUUAUCCAACUGAUCAGAGUGUCAGUAGUUACAGUUCAAAUCCAUCCACACCUGUAAAUUCACCACCACCUUUAGCACCUUUGGUGCCUACAAACAGCGCUGGAUCUUGGACCCCUGGCGUAGCACCACCUCAUCCUGGAUCUCCUCAUUUUCCUUCUACUGAUCACCGCGCUAUUCAUAUGGGUAGUAGAAUGGAAGAAAGACUGGAUGAUGCUAUAAAUGUUUUGAGAAACCAUGCAGAAAGUCAAGCAUUAAGUUUAGCUGGUGUUCAACAUUCUGCUGCAGGAAUUGUACCUUUAUAUCAUCAACACAUAGGAAGUCCUCAUUCAGCAGCAACUUCAGUUGGUGGCAUUCCAAAUACAUACCAAACACUAUCAACAUGCCCAGAUAGUGAUGGUCCAAUAAAAAUUGAAAGAUUAAGCAAUAUAAAAAAACGGAAAGAACCUCCAGACAGUUCAGAUACCAAGCCAUCUAGUAGUGAUCACUUGUUAGUAAAUAACAUCGUUAAUGUCAAUUCACCCCCAGACAAUUCUUCUCUAAUUAAAAACUCAAAACGACCCCGCCGAUAUUGCUCCAGUGCAGAUGAAGAUGGUGAAGAUCCAUCAACUAAAGCACAUAGAGAAAAAGAGCGAAGACAAGCUAACAAUGUUCGUGAGAGUGUGGACGACGAGUGUGAAGAUCCUGAAUUAAAAGCACUACGAGAAAAGGAGCGUCGCCAAGCAAAUAAUGCUCGGGAAAGAAUUCGAAUACGUGAUAUUAAUGAAGCAUUAAAAGAGCUAGGAAGAAUGUGCAUGACACACUUAAAAACUGAUAAGCCACAAACCAAGUUAGGAAUUUUAAAUAUGGCUGUUGAAGUUAUCAUGUCACUGGAACAACAAGUUAGAGAACGUAAUCUUAAUCCUAAAGCAGCUUGUCUUAAAAGAAGAGAAGAAGAAAAAGCAGAAGAUACUGUUGGUCCUAAACUUGGACAUCAUUUAUCAGUAGGGCAGCACAUGGUUGUUCAAGCUCCACAUUUUUCAACCAUGACAAUGUUUUGAUAAUGGGUUAAACGUGGCAACAUUAAAUUGUGAAUAAAUGUGACAAUAUGCGGUAAAAUUUCUCCUAUAAAUGCAUCACAUUUUAAUAAUAGAAUUUAAAAAAAUUUUGUUGAGUAUAAUGGAUAAUUAAUGUAAAAUUUUAUAUUAUAAAGCCAUAAUUUUUGUUUAGUUUCUUAAUUUAAAUAAAAUGUUAUAUUGCUAAUUAUUAUUUUUAUUAUUAUUAUAAUUGUAUUUUUUAUCAUCAUUAUUAUUAUUAAUUUAAUAUCAUACUUUCUAUUUUAAUAAGUUUUGUUUAUUAUUUAUAACUAAAAAACCAAAACAUCACUACAGUAAUUUU
Molecule: messenger RNA, 2622 nt
Organism: Daktulosphaira vitifoliae (grape phylloxera)
Lineage: Eukaryota; Metazoa; Arthropoda; Insecta; Hemiptera; Phylloxeridae
Gene: da
Product: transcription factor 12
Exons: 13
Coding region: 378-2285 (635 amino acids)
Biological process (GO): regulation of transcription by RNA polymerase II
Cellular component (GO): transcription regulator complex
Molecular function (GO): DNA-binding transcription factor activity, RNA polymerase II-specific; RNA polymerase II cis-regulatory region sequence-specific DNA binding; protein dimerization activity
Source: RefSeq, a predicted model, not a curated record